Messenger RNA from Meleagris gallopavo (turkey), 1713 nucleotides. The record is from RefSeq and is a predicted model, not a curated record. NCBI's taxonomy places the organism in Eukaryota, Metazoa, Chordata, Aves, Galliformes, Phasianidae.
GCGGGUCGGAGCCGCCUCCAGCCGCCACCUCCCUCUCCUCACCUCAGACGGGCGGCUGCCGGCUGGGAUGAGGUAGCUCGUGCUCGCUGCUGAUCGGAGGGAUGGGGUCUGAAGAAUGAAAGAAGAAGAAAAAAGAAAGUGGAAGAAUUAAACUUGGAGUGGUGGUAUGUGAUUCAAACUGGACAAAGGGAAUGUUUUGGUUGCUCUUAAACACCAGAUGUGCUGGGUCAAUGAACUGUUACUCCAAGAAGCAGAGUUGAGAGGACAAGCUGAGAAAACAUCAUUGCAAUGGCAAGAAGCAAUGCAGCACCUUCCCCAAAAUCUCUGAUCUAAGGAAACAUGCACUCACUCAACUGCAACAAAGCAAUAUUUGUGUUUUUUUAAAUCAGUGAUAGUGUCAUGGUUCAGCUUUCUCAGUGCCUGCGGCAAAAGACUUCUAUUCUUUUAUACUUUUAAGAGAGACUAUAAGUCUGUCUUCCUCAGCAGGAUUUAAGAUCUUUCUGGACACUUCAGCCCUGCCCGCACACACACAGCAAGAUGAUUGACCUAAGCUUCCUAACAGAGGAGGAACAAGAGGCAAUAAUGAAGGUGCUGCAACGGGACGCAGAGCUUAAAAAAGCUGAAGAAGAGAGAGUCAGGCACUUACCAGAAAAAGUCAAAGAUGAUGUUCAGCUGAAGAAUAUGAGUGGACAAUGGUUUUAUGAAGCAAAGUCAAAAAGGCAUAGAGAUAAGAUCCACGGAGCAGAUAUUAUUAGAGCUUCCAUGAGAAGGAAGCCUGCUACUCUUGCUGAAGUGAGUCAGAGCAAAUCAAACAAAGCAAAGGACAGCUGGGUGAGCAAUGUUAACAAAGAAGUCUUUGCACCGCCAGAACUACAUGGCAUUGUGGAACAUCAAGAAGAAGAAGAAGAACUGAAAUCUAGUUCAAGUGCACUUGAAACAUCUCAGGCUUUUUUAAGAAGACCAAGCAUACUUCACGUGGGAAAGAAACAGAAUAUGUGGAUAUCUGAGGAAAAAAACAUGUGAUUCUACCAAGAAAAAGAAAUCACUCUGGAAGGUAAAGGCUUUGAUUAAGAUCUGGACGUUAACAGUCAGCUUGGGCAUGACUGAAUGGCUACACUUGUUGCAUGAAAGCUAGAUGAAAAGUGUUUUUUUGAACUAAGGAGGAUUUUUUUUGUAUUCAGUCUCGCUAGCUCAAGUCUGUAAACUUCAAACAAAGCAUUUUGGUUUGAAACAUCCUGAAUUGACUUCUGACAGAGAGAACUAUCUUUUUUUCUAAAAUACCUACAUUAGUAAUUCAUUUGCUGCAUUGAAAAGCUUUCAGAAAGGCUGCAGGUGAAAAGAAUUGCUGUGAUGACAGCAAGUGGCAAUUAAUGUAUAUGAACAGCCAGAUUCUCAAAAUCACUGAGGAAACAAGAUCUAGGUUAUAACAAACAUAUCUACUGUUUAUACUUUCAGUCAACAGAGUGAAGUAAAGACUGGAAUUGCUUAUAGGGUGACUUUUAUUUCUGAUUGUGCCAUUGAUUGAUUCUGUGAACUUUCAUCUUCUUGUCUGUCUUCUAUGUCCCUCUCUGUAUGUCAUCUAUUUUUUCUUUGCAGCAAGGCUUGUCUCCUCCUAUGCACUUGUACAAUAUCUAGUAGCAGUUCCAUCUUUCACUUUCCUGGUCUGCAAAAUGGGUACAAACAUUCACGAUGAACAAUACAAAAGAUCGAUGU